Messenger RNA from Suricata suricatta (meerkat), 3145 nucleotides. RefSeq lists its product as uncharacterized. The record is from RefSeq and is a predicted model, not a curated record. NCBI's taxonomy places the organism in Eukaryota, Metazoa, Chordata, Mammalia, Carnivora, Herpestidae. The transcript has 2 exons. Bases 1417 to 2487 code for a protein of 356 amino acids.
UGAGGGAUCAAAGGGCAGUGUGCGCGCGCACGUCGGGGGUGGGGAUGCGGGAUCAAGGCGCGUUCGUCGGCCAGAGCCCGGCGGGAGCACUGGUGUGCGAGUCACACAGGGCCGCCGCGUGCAGACCCAGGAGGGGCCCGUGCCCCUGUGUGUGGGGACUCCCGCGCUGGCGGCAUUGAAGAGGGUCUCAGGUGAGGUGGAACCGUGUGGGCCAAGCGACCAGGAUGGAGGACGCUCUGGAAGUAGUGUCACGUGAGCGAGGCCGGUGAACCAGGAGCAGAGCCGUGAGGGAGCGCCGCGCGGUCGUGUGGGGAAGCAGGGCCGGAAGUAGUCUGGGUGUCCCGCGGGCAGAGGGGUCCGGGCUGCAGGGCGGGAGGCGGGGAGUCUGGUGAGAAACGCUUUUCUAGCAGCCCCGGCCGUGGGCAGAGCGACAGGUGCGUGGGGGCAUCUGUGUUGUACACGCGACGUGCGUUCCCCACGGGAACUUCACACAGGACAGACCAGCCUGCUUCCAUUUUACGGGCAUCAUGGGAGCCCCUGGGGAGGCCGAGGGUGUUGGGGGUGCAGGUCAACACUUGCAGGCUUGGGGCCCCCGUGGGAGGGCGGGGGGAGCUGGUUGGAGGUGCCUGCGAUGAAGGAAAUAAAGCCUCCAAGGAUAAAGGCAAGUGGGAGCAUGUCAGCCCACGCCUCUCGGGGAAGGUGACGUGGCCUGAGAGGACCAGCGGGGGCAGGAGAGGUGCCGGCACAUCAGGGCAGGGCUGCGUGGCCGGACAUGGCGAGCACAGGUGUCGGGGCAAGAGGAGGAGGGGCUCGGGCCAAACCAGGGGGAGUUGGGGAUGGGUUGGGGCCAGGGAGAUGGCUCAGUGACAUCCCUCUGGCUGGCAGGGUGGGAGCAGGGCAGGUUGGGGAGAACUGGGUAAGACCCGUCGCCGUGCACGAGAGACGGUGGCUGCUCCCGGGGUGGCGUCGGAGAACGGUGAGAAGCCGUGGCUUCUGGAUGCGUUUACGAGAAAGCUGACGAGAGGCCCCUGGACACCGCCAGGUCCACCUCCUGCAUGGGGCCCACUGCCUCCUGACUGGACAGGCGCCCCUGAGAGCCACCACGCCAUCUACUCAGUGUAGACGAGCGCACCGUGACAGGGAGCGGCCCAGACACUUUGUCCUCAGCACCUGCUUAGGGCGAGUGAUAUUUCCCCAGUAGGACAGGCUGAGGGAGGGGUGUGCCUGAGCAGCCGAAGCCCCUCAGGGGCACCUGGAGGUUGAGUUGCCUGCCGGACACCUGGGUGGACAUGACAGGUGAGCAGUUCAGGUCAGGGGCUCGGUGGGCACAGGCGGGCAUGGCAUAGUGGGGAGGGGGGAGGAGGCUGUGCAGGGAGAAUUUGGGGCCGGAGACCCAGCCAGCAGGUGACUAAGCAAAUGAGCCAAGAAUCAGGGGUCAGCAAAGAAUGUAGAGACCGACCCACUGAAGUCGGGGCGCUGGGCUCUGUCCAGGGCUGCCUGAAGGUCAAGCCAGACAGAGCAGGGGGUGACAUUGGUUUGGCCACUGAUGACAUCAGCAGGAACGUGGGCGUAAAAGCCAGGAGGAGGACACUGGCGAGACAGCUGAGGGGCGACGGAGGGUUUGGACCGAGAAGAGAUGGGCAAAGCCACCCGCCGACUGUCCAGCCUUUGUCCUUGUCACUCUUGUCCUGUGCACUUGCCCGCGUGUGUGAACGAGCUUUUGAAAAUGAAACAAGACCCCUCGGCCCGCAUUGUUUUGAAACCUGCUCGUACGGACCAACCAAGAUUGCUGGCCACCGGCCGGGUGCCCAGACCGGGUCCAGACUCCCAGAUGGGGCCGUGACACAGGGGUCUCCGUCUCGGUCCCAAAGCCAGCGCACUGGUGCAGGGGACAGGACAGGGAUCACAUUAAUGGUUAUGAGUUCAGUUAUGGUGUGUUCAGGAAUUAUCACCUGUGCAGAGGACCAUGGGAAGCUUGUCACGUGUGCAGAGGAUCCUGGGGGAUUGUCACAUGUGCAGAGGACCGUGGGGGGAUUGUCACCUGUGCAGAGGAUCAUGGGGGAUUGUCACGUGUGCAGAGGAUCCUGGGGGGAUUGUCACGUGUGCAGAGGACCAUGGGGGGAUUGUCACCUGUGCAGAGGACCAUGGGGGAUUGUCACGUGUGCAGAGGACCAUGGGGGAUUGUCACAUGUGCAGAGGAUCCUGGGGGGAUUGUCACCUGUGCAGAGGAUCAUGGGGGAUUGCCACGUGUGCAGAGGACCAUGGGGGGAUUGUCACCUGUGCAGAGGACCAUGGGGGAUUGUCACAUGUGCAGAGGAUCAUGGAGGGAUUGUCACGUGUGCAGAGGAUCAUGGAGGGAUUGUCACCUGUGCAGAGGAUCAUGGGGGAUUGUCACCUGUGCAGAGGACCAUGGGGGGAUUGUCACCUGUGCAGAGGACUGUGGGGGGAUUGUCACCUGUGCAGAGGAUCACAGGGUGUGGGAAUUAAUCAGCAAAGGGGGAAAUGCUGCCUCAGGCAUCACAAAAUAUGAUUUUGUCAUAAAACAUGUUUCUACUACAAAACACACAUUGACCCUGUGUCACAAAAGGCCCCAAGGAGCCAAUGACGCCGUGGUUUUGACAGGCUCCCUGGAUAAUACCGGCACUGGCUGCAGAUGCGCGCCGGCCAGGGUCCGGGGGACUUUGGGGGCUAUGGUGUGUGGGGUCUAAAGGCCCCCUUUGUUUCUCAAUUUUGAGCUUUUGAAUAAAGUCGUUUUGCACGUGUAGAAAAAGAACUUGGAACGUUGAACUGGACAAAAGUCAGGCAGCAUUUCUAGGCACUGUUGAGAAGACUCUCCUGGGAGGCGUUGAGCAUUUUGAGCUGCAGUCUCUCCGUGGGGUCGGCGGGUGCUGGGCGACGGUGGGAGUGGGGUGCAUCAAGGGCACACGGAGGGGAGGGUGCACAGCGGGGAGCCACUGCGGGUCCCUGGCUCAGCGCAGGAGCGCCUCUGAUGGGGGCUGGUGCACAGGCGCAGCCCUUGGGGUUUGCCAAGGUGACCCAGAGCUGGUAUCCGAAAAGCAGGGCGGCGAACGGCGGUGUGGCCAUGAGCUCGUGGGCGCGUGGCUGGAACAAGGCAGCCUGUGCUGUGCGGAGGGGAGGGGAGAGC